Messenger RNA from Sparassis crispa, 582 nucleotides. RefSeq lists its product as hypothetical. The record is from RefSeq and is a predicted model, not a curated record. Lineage: Eukaryota; Fungi; Basidiomycota; Agaricomycetes; Polyporales; Sparassidaceae. Bases 1 to 582 code for a protein of 193 amino acids. The transcript has a single exon.
AUGGUCCUCAGGAUUGGCGGUUGGGUGUUGACUUACGACCAAGUUCGAACGUGGUUGGAAGUGGGCGGGCGAGACUCCAAGAAUCUCGAGUUCUACGAGCUUUCUGGAGCACUAAAGGAUUGGUUCCGGGAGAGGCAAAUUGAGGACAUGGUUCCUAUUCCGACUGACUAUCCUCACGGAACCAAGCAGCCAGUUAUCAUUCUGGCAACGAGAUACUACCAGGAUCCUGCUGCGACGGUGACGCACUACACGCUUUUCGCGGAGCGAGAUUUUGAGCGCGAGGUGAAGCGGCGGGUGCUGGAGGAGACCGGGUUUAAGGAUGACGACUUGCGCUGGGUGACCGUCAUUGACCCAUACUUCCAGUACCCUGUGGUGGUGUACAAGAAGCCCAGGAACUAUGCUCUCUGGCCUGAGACGGGCAGGCCGCCUAAGAAAGACAAAACCAAGAAAAAGGCGGAUGGAGACGAGAAAGGGGAGGAGGAAGACAAGGAAGGUGGAGACAAGAAAGAGGAGGGCGACAAGGAAGAUGGAGACAAGAAUGAGCAGGGCGACAAGGAGUCGGAGCUCACCCAAACUGUUUGA